Fundulus heteroclitus (mummichog) is the source of this 2549-nucleotide messenger RNA. It is a transcript of the gene wdr32, whose product is annotated as WD repeat domain 32. NCBI's taxonomy places the organism in Eukaryota, Metazoa, Chordata, Actinopteri, Cyprinodontiformes, Fundulidae. The coding region runs from base 272 to 1942 and encodes 556 amino acids. The record is from RefSeq and is a predicted model, not a curated record. Gene Ontology annotation, molecular function: protein binding. The transcript is spliced from 9 exons. Gene Ontology annotation, cellular component: Cul4-RING E3 ubiquitin ligase complex.
UGGUAUUUGUUUUGGUCGGACGAGGAACUGUGAAACCUGCCGAAGAAAGCCGUAAACAUCCGUUUUAACGCUUCACUUUACUGUUCAGAGAAGCACAUUUUUAAACCCCAGUUUAUUUCCUAAGCUGUGACGCAAACGAGGGUCCUGUUAAAGAUAUGAAAAGAUAAAAUGAUACAAUUUGGUCACUCAGGGUCAAUGUUCUGUUUUUGAACGGAUACAGCCAUCCAAACACAGGGACGUCUGACCCAUCUGCCCAACAUGUCGCAUGUAAAUGAAAUCUGCUGUGACUGACGCAGAUAAGUCGGACGCCGACCCUCCACACCCCCCUCCCUCCCUCCCUGCGUGCCGGAGACGCGGACGGGCCGAAGCCGCCACAAUGAGCUCGGACCACCAGGGCGACGGCGAGGACGCCGACGAGUCGCAGGAUAGGCCCGACGGCGCCGGCAAGGAAGAAGAAGAGCCUGCCGCGGAGGAGCUGGACGGGGACGAUGACGUCGCCCGGAAAGUCUGCGCUUCGCCGGGCAGCAGGAGCGAGGGCCAGCCCGAGCGAGGCGCCGCCGCCUCCCCCCGCCCGGAGGAGCCGGAGCGCCGCAGCCCACCGGCCGCCGCUCCGCCGGAAGGGAGCGGCGGGAGCGACGGCUCCCGGGGCAGCGGUCUGUUUUCCUGGCUGCGGGGCAGGACUAUCCGGCGGGGGCUGUUCGUGGACCCGGCCAGGGACAACUUCAGGACAAUGACCAGCUUGUACUGCUCCAUGAGUCCGGCCGCGGAGUCGGUCAGCCUGAGCUCCCAGACCCACGGGGCCGUGUUCAACCUGGAGUACUCGCCGGACGGGUCUGUGUUGACGGUGGCCUGCGAGCAGACCGAGGUCCUCCUGUUCGACCCCAUUUCUUCCAGGCACAUCAAAACCCUCACAGAGGCCCACGAGGACUGUGUCAACAACAUAAGGUUUUUGGACAAUCGCCUGUUUGCCACCUGCUCCGACGACACCACAAUUGCAUUAUGGGACCUUCGUAAGCUGAACUCCAAGGUUUGCUCGCUGCACGGCCACGCCAGCUGGGUGAAGAACAUCGAGUACGACACCAACACUCGCCUCCUGGUCACGUCUGGCUUCGACGGCAACGUCAUCACAUGGGACACUAACAGGUUUACUGAGGACGGCUGCCCACACAAGAAGUUCUUCCACACUCGCUACCUGAUGAGGAUGCGCCUGACCCCCGACUGUUCCAAGAUGCUCAUCUCUACUUCCUCAGGGUACCUCCUCAUCCUUCACGACCUGGACCUCACCCAGUCCCUGGAAGUGGGCAGCUACCGCAUGCUGCGAGCCCGACGGACCCCCCUCACUUCUGAAGGAGGCACAUCGGCAUCCAGAUCGACUGUGACGCCCCGGCAGGGACACGACUCCAAGAUCCAUCCCCACAGAGAAGGUCUCUCCCCGAGGAACAGCCUGGAGGUCUUAACCCCCGAGAUCCCCGGCGAGAAGGACCGAGGGAACUGCAUCACAUCCCUGCAGCUUCACCCCAAAGGCUGGGCCACGCUCAUCCGCUGCUCCAGCAACAUGGACGACCAGGAGUGGACGUGCGUGUACGAGUUCCAGGAGGGCGCGCCCACGCGGCCGCUGGUGUCCCCCCGCUGCUCCCUGCGCCUCACGCACUACAUCGAGGAGGCCAACGUGGGGCGGGGCUACAUCAAGGAGCUGUGCUUCAGCCCCGACGGACGGCUCAUCUGCUCGCCCUACGGCUACGGCGUCCGCCUGCUCGCCUUCGACGAGCGCUGCAGCGAGCUGGCCGACUGCCUGCCCGUGCAGACGAGCUGCCUGCGGGAGAUCCGCUCCAUUUACUCGCACAGCGACGUGGUGCUCACCACCAAGUUCUCCCCGACGCACUGCCAGCUGGCCUCGGGCUGCCUCAGCGGGCGCGUGGCGCUGUAUCAGCCCAAGUUUUAGCGUCCGGCGUUGUUAGAAAGCCGCGCCCUGCAGACCUGGGUAGAGAAGCGCCGCUCUCGACCCGUGCAAAGAAAGCACGGGGAUGAGGAAGCCUUUUUGCAGACGGCGACACCGAGAGGUACCCCGGUUUCUCCAAGACGUUUGCGGCACCCCUUUAUAUCAUUGCAGUUUACUGAUUUUAGGACUCGGUGCAGCUAUUUGGUGACAAAUCGAUGUUCUCUUUGUAUCAAAAGCAUCAAACAAGCGUGCUUACAAAGACACAGUUCAAGUACCAGAGGACCUUUGGACCAGCGCUUUUUGCAGAUAGGCGCACAACAUCUCCAAUAUUCCGGACAGCUGAAGCCAACUAGAGAUGCGGCGCUCCGAAUUUUAUUGCUGAUUUCUGAGCUCUGCUUUUUUGUGAGGCUUCUCGUUUCUCUUUAAAAGCAUUAUAUGAAAUAAGAAAAUACGGUAACAGUUUUCAGCAUAUUUUUCUUUCUCCCAUCAGCGAGCACCAGCCGUUUUUACUAGGCGCAGAAAUUACGCUAUGCCACGUGUGUGAAAGAACAGAUGCUGUAAAAAAACACACACAAAAAAAAGUACGGUGAUGCUAAGAUUUAAAAAAUAA